Messenger RNA from Arabidopsis arenosa, 833 nucleotides. The record is from the annotation of a GenBank genome assembly. NCBI's taxonomy places the organism in Eukaryota, Viridiplantae, Streptophyta, Magnoliopsida, Brassicales, Brassicaceae.
AACGAAACCAAAAAAACAAAGAAAAAUCUCUCUUCAAAGCUUCCGCCAUGGUUCUCCAAUCACUAAAUCUCUGCACGAUACUACUCUUCCUAGCGAUUGCAUCACAAGUUUCUCAAUCUCUCCACUUCGAAUUGCAUUCGGGUCGAACAAAAUGUAUAUCAGAAGACAUCAAAAGCAAUUCAAUGACCGUCGGGAAAUACACCGUCGUUAACCCUAACGAAGCUCACCCUUCUCCUCCAUCUCACAAGAUCUCUAUCAGAGUGACAUCGAGUUACGGGAACACGUAUCAUCACGCGGAAGAUGUUGAAUCGGGACAAUUCGCGUUCACGACGGUGGAGGCUGGGGAUUAUAUGGCAUGUUUCACUGCUGUUGAUCAUAAACCUGAGGUUACAUUGAGUAUUGAUUUCGAUUGGAGAACUGGUGUUCAAUCUAAGAGUUGGAGUAGUGUAGCUAAGAAGAGCCAAGUCGAAGUUAUGGAGUUUGAUGUAAAAAGACUGAUUGAAACCGUCAACUCGAUUCAUGAAGAGAUGUUUUAUCUCAGAGAAAGGGAAGAAGAGAUGCAAAAUCUGAACCGGGCUACAAACUCGAAAAUGGCGUGGUUGGGUUUCCUCUCUCUUUUCGUAUGCUUAGGAGUCGCGGGAAUGCAGUUUGUGCAUUUGAAGACGUUUUUUGAGAAGAAGAAAGUCAUCUAAGAUGGUUAGAUGAAACAAUCCCACUCUUUUCUUUUCCCAACUCACGGAAUCUUCUAUUCCCCCUGAGUUUUGUACAUUUAGAUCUUUGCCUUUGAAUAUGUAAUCUCGGAACUGGAAAUUAAAUGAAUCUGAAAGUAUUGC